AUGGGCUACAUCAUUGAUGUUUUAGUAGGAAACAUAAUAGGUUUUAUCGCUGGAACGGUACUGACAUGGUCGUCGCCAGUGCAGUUGGAUUUAGAACAUCCCACAGAUGCUCCAUUUGGCUACCCGCUAACGUCAGAACAAACGUCAUGGAUUUCGUCAUUGUUAGCCCUGGGGGCUAUAGUCGGACCCUUCGUCUUCGGAAUAUUGGCAGAUAAGAUAGGAAGAAAACCGACCUUGCUCGUAUGUGCGGUACCCUUCCUGAUAGGCUUUCUUGUCUUUUCUUUCGUGCUAUAUCCUUGGAUAUUCUACGUCGCUCGAUUCCUGAUGGGAAUGUCAGUAGGGGGUGUCUUUACGGUGGUACCUAUAUAUAUAGGGGAGGUGGCUGAGGUUUCCAAUAGAGGAGCACUCGGUACAUCCUUGAAUUGCUACAUCUGCUUUGGAUUCUUCUUUUCUCACUUUGCCGGUUCGUACCUCAGUUUCUUCGUGUUCAAUUUGAUUUUAUCUAUAUUUCCCGCUACAUUCAUAGUGCUAUUCUUUAUAAUAGCCGAAGAAAGCCCUCACUACUAUGUUAUAAAAGGGAAGCUUGAUCAAGCUGAGAUGGCGUUGAAAAAAAUCAGAAAAGGCAGUGAAGAAGUAAUAAACGAAGAACUGAUGGAAAUGGUAGAGAAAGUGAAGGAAUCUCAAAGUGGAUCCUUCCUAGAUAUUUUCAAGCACAAAGGGUUGAGGAAGGGUUUUUUAAUUUGUGUCUGCCUUUUAGGUUUCCAACAGUUUUCCGGGAUCAAUGCGGUAUUGUUUUACGUCGAAGGUAUCUUCACAUAUGCCACCACAAACUUACAUCCUAAAGUUUGUUCGAUUAUCGUAGGUGCUACACAGUUUUUAACUAGUUUUACAACUCCUUUGGUGGUCGACCGUGUUGGUAGAAAAGUGUUACUUAUUGUAUCUGCUGUAGGAAUAAUAAUAUCUGAAGUUCCACUUGGGAUUUACUGUUACAUGCACAUAAAAGGAUACCAUGUUGAAGAUGUAGGAUUUAUACCGAUAUUGUGCCUUGUAAUGUACAUUAUUAUGUUCAAUACAGGUUUGGCAAUACUGCCCUGGUCCAUGAUGGGUGAGCUAUUCCCGGAUAGCGUUAAGUUUAAGGCCUCUUCUUUAGCUACUUCAAUUACUUGGUUUCUCGGUUUCUUUAUAGCGAAGUACUUUCCUAGUGCGACUGAUAACGUUUGGUUAGGUAUUGCAUUCUGGAUAUUCGCCGGCUUCUGCAUAAUAUGCAUACCUUUCACUAUCUUUUAUGUUAUCGAAACGAAAGGGAAGAGUCUACAAGAAAUUCAAGACAUUCUCCAAAAUUUAAAAAGACCAGCUGUUCAGGGACUACAAAUUGAUUUAGAAGAAGCGUAA
Anoplophora glabripennis (Asian longhorned beetle) is the source of this 1392-nucleotide messenger RNA. RefSeq names its product facilitated trehalose transporter Tret1-like. Lineage: Eukaryota; Metazoa; Arthropoda; Insecta; Coleoptera; Cerambycidae. The record is from RefSeq and is a predicted model, not a curated record. Gene Ontology annotation, cellular component: membrane. Gene Ontology annotation, biological process: transmembrane transport. Gene Ontology annotation, molecular function: transmembrane transporter activity. The transcript has 2 exons. Bases 1 to 1392 code for a protein of 463 amino acids.